CUUUGGGAAGCGAAUAGCGUAUACGUGAUAAAGCUUGCGUUCGACUGUAGGCAUAACGUAUUUUAAAGCAAUUACCAGAUUUGCACACAGACGCCGUCGUUUGUGCUGAACUUUGGCAAACUAUUGUGCGGAAAACGGAACGAGAUCUUCUGCUUUGGUUGAAAAAAUUCGCUACAAGCAAACCGUCCAUCCAUUCACGCACAAUGACUACCACACCGAGUUUUCCAUUGGCCGCGAGAAGGAAGAGAGUUAUUAGGCUUUGCUGUCUCGGGGUACUGUUUAUUACACUGGCAUACGCAAUCAUCGUGAUUGAUCCCACCGAGGUUAUUGUGGAAGAUAAACUGUCCAUGUACGAAGGGUCCUUCCUCAAUCGUCUGUGGAAGAAACCGCCGCUGGAGGUGUUCAUCAGUAUUUACGUGUUCAACGUGAGCAACCCUGAGGCGUUUAUGCGAGGAGAGGAGCGGCUGCGGUUGCAGGAAAUCGGCCCAUACGUGUACCAGGAGUUUUUGGAACACCGUAACUCAACCUUCAACCCGAAUGGGACCCUCAGCUUCGUGCCAGUGCGGCGGCAGGUUUUCGUUCCUGAGCGUUCGGUUGGUGAUCCGAAGGAGGAUCGCAUCAUGAUACCCAACAUUGCCCUGCUCGGGGUGUCGAGUGCCGCUUACAGGAUGUCCACGUUUGCUGCCCUUGCCGUAGCCGCGGCGCUACGGCCCCUCGGAAUGCCACCGAUCUUGAACAUUACCACACAUGACCUUCUCUGGGGGUACGAUGAUCCGUUGGUGAAAAUUGCUUCCACUCUCCUGCCAGACAUCAUCCAUUUUCAAAAGCUAGGCAUAUUGGAUCGGAUGUUUGACGACGGCUUAGAUACUGUUACGAUAAACCUACCUGAAUCAGUACGAAGUCAGCAACUGGCCAAAGACGACAGCUUUGAUGCCGAAACAGGCGACGAUCACCCACUUAAUCUACAUGAGGACUACUAUCAGGAUGCAGUGUCCAAUGCCGACGCGGACGAGCCGAUCAGAGAUUACUCGAUCGAUUUGUGGAACGGAUCACCGGGACUGUCCCAUUGGGGUUAUGUUUCGAAAGACCAUUGGGAUGCCGAUAAAAGAAACACUCCAUGUAACACACUGCAAGGAUCGUACGAUGGCUCCGUUUUUCCGCGAAACAUUUCCAAAAACGAAGUCUUCAAAGUGUACCGCAAAGCGUUUUGCCGGACACUGCCGAUUGGGUUUGAAAGAGAGGGCGAAGUGGACGGUAUUAAAGCGUAUUGGUUCUCCAUACAAGAGAAUGCGUUCGAAAGCUCUCUCGACGAUCCGUACACAUCAUGCUACUGUCGGAACAACAAGUGUCUCCCAAAGGGCCUGGGAGAUUUGAGUCCCUGCUGGUACAACAUUCCGGUCGCAGUAUCACUACCCCAUUUCUACAAAGGUGAUCCAUCUCUCGCGCGGGCGAUUGACGGCCUAAACCCAAACAAAGAAAAGCACGAUGCUGUUAUCAUUAUGCAACCGCAACUCGGUAUUCCCAUGCAGGCAAACAUUCGCGUUCAAAUCAGCCUAUUAUCGAACAUUAGCUUCAAUUCCGAGUUGAAACCGUUCCAUAAUACUGUCAUCCCACUGAUAUGGGCAGAAAUGUCGCUGGAAAAGCUCACGCCGGAACUGAUUUUGCUGCUUAAUCUUCUGUUCGGGAUUGCGCCGUACUUGCAGACAGGUUUCGUGUGCUUGCUAGCGCUACUGGGGGCUUCGCUACUGGCCACGGCAGCGUUAGUGUUGCUCUGCUCCGCGCAAGCCACCACUUUCGAAUACGAUCCGCGAAAAUCGAUCCGGUAUUCAACGGUCAACAUGAUACCUUACCCGCUACGAAAGGAGUUAGAAAAGUAUGGAGAAGGCGAGCCAAUCCGUCGGGAGCCGCUCCUGAUAGAGAACUAUGCGUGAAUCUAAUCAUCUAAUCGCCACGAUACACUACGGCUAACUUAUUUCGUUGGUUAGAGCAUCUUUCCGCUACACGGUGACCAGAGCGGGAACUUUCGAACUGAUUUGAUUAUUCUUAUAGAAUAAUUAUCUAUACACAGAUAGGGAGGAAGACAUUAAACCAGUGCUGAAAGACACUCGUUACAAUUAUUUCAUUGUGAUAUUUUGUUGAAUACGUAGACGUAAAGACACCUUUUCAGGUUUCAGCAAAUAUAAUAUUGACGCGAACUGUUAAACUAAUUUUAACUCGUCGCUGGACAUUUAAGGUACAAGUAAUUUACGGCAGUCAUAAGAUGUUCUGGGAGAA
Messenger RNA from Anopheles bellator, 2274 nucleotides. RefSeq names its product scavenger receptor class B member 1. The transcript has 9 exons. Bases 204 to 1931 code for a protein of 575 amino acids. Gene Ontology annotation, cellular component: membrane; cytoplasm. Lineage: Eukaryota; Metazoa; Arthropoda; Insecta; Diptera; Culicidae. Gene Ontology annotation, molecular function: scavenger receptor activity. The record is from RefSeq and is a predicted model, not a curated record.